AUGGUGCUCGCCGAGCUGGGGUCGAAGAUCAGCCGCGCGCUGCAGCAGAUGUCCAAUGCGACGCUCAUCGAUGAGGCCGUGCUGAACGCGUGCUUGAAGGAGAUCGGCAACGCGCUGAUGCAGGCGGACGUGAAGGUGGACCUAGUGAUCGGCCUGCGGGGCAACAUCAAGAAGCGGGUGAACAUGGAGGAGAUGGCCGCCGGCCUGAACAAGCGCAAAAUAAUCGAGAAGGCGGUGUUCGACGAGCUGUGCGGCCUGCUGGACGCGGGCACGGAGGGCGCAAAGUUCAGCCUGAAGAAGGGCAAGCCCAACGUGGUCAUGUUCGUGGGGCUGCAGGGCAGCGGAAAGACCACGACGUGCACGAAGUACGCCUACCACUAUAAGAAGGAGGGGUACAAGCCGGCGCUGGUGUGCGCGGACACCUUCCGAGCGGGGGCGUUCGACCAGCUCAAGCAGAACGCCACCAAGGCGGGGUGCCCCUUCUACGGCAGCUACACCGUCACGGACCCGGCCACCAUCGCCAAACAGGGGGUGGACAGGUUCAAGGAGGACGGGCGGGACCUGGUGAUCGUGGACACCAGCGGCAGGCACAAGCAGGAGGCGGCGCUGUUCGAGGAGAUGAGGGAGGUGUCGGAGGCCGUGCGGCCCGACCUGAUUAUCUUUGUCAUGGACGGCAGCAUCGGACAGGCGGCGUACGACCAGGCCAAGGCGUUCAAGGAUAUGGUGGAGGUUGGCGCUGUGAUUCUCACCAAACUGGACGGUCAUGCCAAAGGUGGCGGUGCCUUGAGCGCUGUGUCAGCAACAAAGAGUCCUGUCAUCUUCAUCGGGACAGGUGAACAUAUUGACGAGUUUGAAGAAUUCGAAACAAAGCGCUUUGUGAGCCGGCUUCUUGGCAAAGGGGACUGGGAGAGUUUCAUAAACAAGAUUUCAGAUGUCAUUCCCGAAGACAAGCAGCCAGAGCUGCUGGAGAACAUUGCAAAGGGACAGUUCAGCAUGCGCAUCUUGUACGACCAAUUUCAGAACAUACUGAAAAUGGGUCCCAUGAGUCAGGUGAUGUCCAUGAUUCCUGGCUUCAGCAAUGCUAUUUUCCCUAAAGGCCAUGACAAGGACAGCCAGUCCAAAAUCAAGCGGUACAUGACCAUAAUGGACAGCAUGACAGCUAAGGAAUUGGACGAAACGAAUAUCAAGGAGCUGUCGAAGCCAGCGCGCCUAGAGCGGCUGGCCAGAGGCUCUGGCAGGCACAAGCUUGAAGUUGAAGGGCUCUUGGAAGAGUACCGUCGACUCAGCAAGGUCUUCAGCUCUGCACUGAAGGGAAUGAAGAUCCCAAAGAACAUGAAGGGUGAUAUGCCUGUCAAUCCGCGAAAGAUGCAGGAGCAGCUACAGCAGAUGAGCAAGGUGCUCCCAUCGUCAGUAUUGAAACAAAUAGGAGGCGUUAAUGCACUGCAAGGCCUGAUGAAGACGAUGGGUGAGAAGCGGUAG
Molecule: messenger RNA, 1479 nt
Organism: Ostreobium quekettii
Lineage: Eukaryota; Viridiplantae; Chlorophyta; Ulvophyceae; Bryopsidales; Ostreobiaceae
Source: the annotation of a GenBank genome assembly